Molecule: messenger RNA, 2487 nt
Organism: Neocloeon triangulifer
Lineage: Eukaryota; Metazoa; Arthropoda; Insecta; Ephemeroptera; Baetidae
Gene: Mfe2
Product: peroxisomal multifunctional enzyme type 2
Exons: 11
Coding region: 126-2252 (708 amino acids)
Molecular function (GO): oxidoreductase activity
Source: RefSeq, a predicted model, not a curated record
CUUGACUAGAAAUGAAUGAUUAGAUUUUUAUUUCUCAUCGGUGCUCACUGCUUGGGCCGCUUUACCUUGCCUGUUGUGGAGAAAAGGAGGACUGUGCAAGUCAUUCCUGUUCGAGCUCUCGGGGAAUGGCGCAGCUGCUUAAUUUUCAGGGCCGGGUGGCCGUGGUGACAGGAGCCGGUGCAGGUCUUGGUCGCGCAUACGCCCUUCUGCUGGCCGAGCGAGGGGCAAAGGUGGUCGUGAAUGACCUCGGUGGAACCAGGGAUGGCGGUGGCAAGAGUAGUCAGGCUGCUGACAAAGUCGUGCAGGAGAUCAGGGCUAAAAAUGGUACAGCAGUGGCUGAUUACAACUCGGUGGAAGAUGGACAGAAGAUUGUAGAAACUGCGUUGUCGGCCUUUGGUAGGAUCGACAUCCUGAUCAAUAAUGCCGGAAUCCUGAGAGAUAAAAGUUUUGCCCGCAUCUCUGAUCAAGAUUGGGACCUUGUUCAUUCGGUUCACUUGAGAGGCGCCUUUAAAACAACUCAAGCAGCGUGGCCUCAUUUUAAGCAACAGGGUUAUGGACGAAUUGUAAUGACAGCGUCAAAUUCUGGACUGCUGGGCAAUUUUGGCCAGGCAAAUUACAGUGCAGCCAAGAUGGGCCUCGUCGGUCUGAGCAACACCCUGGCCAUUGAGGGUGGAAAGAGCAACAUCCACUGCAAUGUGAUUGUGCCAACAGCCGCCUCCAGACUGACUGAGGAUAUUUUACCUCCAGAAUUCUUUGCUGAGCUGAAGCCAGAGCUCAUUGCUCCGAUUGUAGCCUGGUUGUGUCACGAAGAUAAUGAAGACAACGGCUCAAUCAUUGAAAGCGCUGCAGGAUGGGCAGGAAAAAGCCACCUGGUCACCGCAAAGGGAAAAGUGCUUAGAAAGAAAAUUGGAGAUGCUGUUUCCAUUGAAGACGUCAGGGACCAGUGGAACGAUGUGACGGACAUGUCGACUGCCAGGUACAGGGAGAGCAUUCAAGAGGCAUCAGGAGAGCUGAUGAACGCCCUGGAAGCUGUGAGAGACGGGCCUAAGGAAGAUGAGAUUGUUAGAACUUUUGAUAUCACUGAAAAAGAUGUCAUCCUUUAUGCUUUGGCUGUUGGCACACCGAUUUCCGACUUGAACCUUUUGUACGAAAAUCAUGACGACUUUUGCGCCCUGCCUGCUUUCUGGAUCAACACUGGUUUGGUGGCUCUGAUGGAGAGUGACCUCGUUAUAAAAGCGAUACCUGUCAAAGACGUCAGCCUCGCCAAUCUUUUGCACGGAGAGCAAUACUUGGAAAUAUUUGAACAACCGGCCACCUCUGGUCCGUUGGAGGUGAGGUGCAAAGUCUCCGAUGUUCUUGAUAAAGGAUCCGGAGCCGUGGUUUUGGUUGAUGUUGAGUCGUACGAUCAGAAUGGAACCAAGGUAGCAUUCAGCCAAAUCAGCUCCUUCUUUGUUGGCGCUGGAAACUUUGGUGGCCCAAGGACAUCAUCCAAGGCCAUCAAUCCUGUCGAGGUGCCAAAGAGGAAGCCUGAUGCCACCAUCAGGCAGAUGACAAAUCCUCAGCAGGCGGCCACUUACAGACUCACAGGAGACCUAAACCCACUGCACAUUGACCCCGACUUUGCAGCUGUUGGGGGUUUCUCAAAACCACCCCUGCACGGACUCUGCUCUCUUGGUUUUGCCAUCAGACAUGUUUUGAGACAAUAUGCCAACAACGACCCUCGUCUCUUCAAAGCUCUCAAAGUCAGAUUCACAAAACCAGUGUUCCCUGGUGAGACCUUGCAAACAGACAUGUGGCAGGAGGGAUCAAGAAUUCACUUCCAGACGAAGGCUGUCGAGUCGAACAACAUCGUCAUAGGAAGUGCCUAUGUUGAUCUGGUGGAUGUCAGAAUGAAACGGACUGCAGCUUCAGACCUUGGCAGUGCUGCCAUUUUCGAGCAAAUCAAGCAGAGAGUGGAAGCCGAUCCUGCCACUGCCAAGAAGAUCAAUGCAGUCUUCCUGUACAUCAUCACGAAGGGUGGCAAAGAAGUUGGAAAAUGGACUUUGGACCUGAAGCAGGGUAAAGUGAUUGCUGGGGAAGGACAAGGCAAGGCUGACUGCAUAAUCACAAUGGAGGACUCGGACAUGGUUGAAAUGGCGCAAGGAAAACUCAACCCCCAGGCUGCUUUCAUGAAGGGAAAGCUGAAGGUGAAGGGCAAUGUUAUGCUCACACAAAAACUCAAGGGCCUUCUUACCCUCGAGUCAAAACUAUAAGCGCUAUAAGCCUUAGAAACCCUUUCUAGUUGUCCAGAGUAUCUUUGUUAUGGGUCAUGAUACGGGCAUUUUAUCUUUAAAUUUUUCACCCAGCAAAGUACGAUAUUUCCUGUUAUGGUUACUUUUUAAUUCAAAUUUGUUAUUUCAUUAACUUUUGUGAUCAUUCCACUCAACUGCAAGUUAUUUUUGUAUUGAUGAAUAAAAUUAAAAUUUUCAAUAACUAUUUUUUAACAAA